Molecule: messenger RNA, 381 nt
Organism: Dermatophagoides pteronyssinus (European house dust mite)
Lineage: Eukaryota; Metazoa; Arthropoda; Arachnida; Sarcoptiformes; Pyroglyphidae
Source: RefSeq, a predicted model, not a curated record
AUGUUUCUACAUUAUCGUGUUCAAACCGAUCAUCGAGGUUUAGCUCAUCUAACAAUACGAAUGAGUUUUGAACAAAAUAUUCAUCAAUUAUUGGAUAUUUAUAUUGAUGGUCCACCACCAUUAACUAAUACUUGGAUAAUAAUUAUUCCACAAGGAUUAUUCUUAACAAGAUUACCAAAUUGGAAUAUUAUUCGUAAUAUUGUUCAACAAAAUCGUAUUUAUCCAUUACGUCAACGUGAAUUGAAUGAAAUUGCAUCAAGAAUUACAAUAGUGGAAGAAGUAAAUGAACAAUUACGACAACAAUAUGAAAUUCUUGGUCAUAAUCCACGUCGAGCUAGUUUUCGUAUUACAAUGUCUUAUAUAAGAAUAUGAAGAAGGAGA